Linum tenue is the source of this 2327-nucleotide messenger RNA. The record is from the annotation of a GenBank genome assembly. Lineage: Eukaryota; Viridiplantae; Streptophyta; Magnoliopsida; Malpighiales; Linaceae.
ACAUAAUUGGCUUUCUUGAUUCAUCGUGCCAUCCUACUUCUCUGUAAGAACAAUAUACAGUGGCAGUGUAAAACUGUAGAUUAAACUGGAAGCGUACGAUCCAAAGAGCUGUCUGUCGAUAGCAUAAAUUCCAGAUUCAAUUGAUGAGAUUUACCAAUUCCUGAAGAAUAAACAGUCUCCUCUUUCUUCUUCGUCUUCUUCCCUGCUCUCUCUCCCAAUCUCCCUCCUGAAUCUCGCAUCAAACCUCUCCAUCUUGAAUCCAACAUGUCGAACCAAUUGGACCACGGCGGCGCCUAUCCCAGCCCCGACCAGCCGGAACCCACGACCCGACCGGUCGGCGGAACCGAGUACAGCUGGUGCAGAGCCGUCCCCGCCGGCACUGGCAUCACCGUCCUAGUCCUUCUCCUCUCCAAACCCCCAGAAAUUCGAAUUCUCCAAAAUGCCCUCCACAAGCUCCAGAGCUCCCACCCGAUCCUCCGCUCCAAGCUCCACUUCGACGCCGUCGCCAACACCUUCUCUUUCGUCGCCUCCCCGUCGCCUUACCUCCAAAUCCAGCAGUUCGAUCUCGCCUCCACCGCCGACAUUGUCACCAGCGCCGCCGCAGACGGAAUCGAGAAGUUCUCCAUCCCCAAGCACCAGCUGGUCAUCGAGCACGAGAUGAACAAGAACCCCUGGGCCACCGACCCAAACGCCGACGCCGAGCUCUUCUUCGUGAGCUCUUACGCCCUGAGCGACACGCGGUGGGUGUUGGCGCUCCGGCUGCACACCGGUGCGUGCGAUCGGUCGUCCGCGGUGGCUCUGCUAGCGGAGCUGCUGGAGUUGGUCGGCGGAGGGAAAGAAAUCGAGGUUGGAUCGGGAUCGGGAUUGGGAUUGGGUAUCGAGGAGUGCAUCCCUAGCGGGAAAGCGAACAAGCCGUUCUGGGCGCGUGGGAAGGACAUGCUUGGUUACUCCCUGAAUGCUCUGCGGACUGCCAAUUUGGAAUUCGUCGACGCCGCCGGCUCCCCCCGCUGCUCCCGCUUGGUCCGGCUGAUGCUGAGCUCCGACCACACCGCCAAGCUCGUCUCCGCUUGCAACGCAAGGAAUAUAAAACUGUGCGCAGCAUUAGCAGCUGCUGCAAUGAUCGCCGCACGUUCUACCAAAGACCUUCCUGAUCAACUCCAGCGAGAGAAAUAUUCCAUCGCGACCCUCCUCGACUGUCGCUCGAUUCUCGACCCCGUCCUGAGCAUCCACCACCUCGGAUUCUACCACUCGGCCAUUACCAAUUCACACGACGUGAACAUGGAAGACAAGCUGUGGGAGCUGGCCGAGAGGUGCUACAAAUCCUACGCCGACGCCAAGAAGAACAACAAGCACUUCAGCGACAUGUCGGACCUCAACUUCCUGAUGGUCAAGGCCGUUGAGAACCCGGGCCUGACCCCAUCUUCAGCCCAGCGAACUGCGCUGGUCUCGGUGUUCGAGAAUGCGCUGAUCGACGACACCAACGAUCUGCAUUCCCUGCUCGGCAUCGAGGACUUCGUAGGGUGCGCUUCGAUCCACAGCGUGGGUCCUUCGCUCGCCAUUUUCGACACCAUAAGGAACGGAGAGUUGGAUUGUGCGUGCGUAUAUCCGUCGCCGCUGCACUCCAGGGAGCAGAUGCACAAGUUCGUGGAUGAUAUAAAGCGAAUCCUCGUCGACUCCUUGUGAAGAAGUUGUCGGCAGAAAUUUUAAUUUAGCCUUCCUUAAUCAAGUAAACAAGGCAGUUCAUAGACAUGGUCUGGGUUGAAAUGUUAUUUUGUCGUACUACAACUGUACAAUGUGACAAAUAAGAAGAAAAAGAGAGCUCUUUGUUUGUCAGUUUGGAUUUGGAUUGAGCUUUGACUUGUGAGUAGGCAGAUGCAGACAAUCAGAAGAUCACUGGUUUAGGGUCCUUUUACCUACAGCUGUGGCGAUCUUAACUAGAGAUGAGCGAGAUUGUGAGGAUGAAGGUGAAGGUGAAGAAGCAGCAGAAUAGAAGUCAAGCUUCGCUGCGCCAAAUCGACUGGACCGCUUGCUUUCUAUCGCCUUGAUUGCAGGCAAGAAAAAGACACGUUGAAUUUGUGAAGGGUUAGGGAACUGAUUGAUUGAUAUUGCUCUCUCAUCUGAUACAAAUGAUUGAUAUUUGAUACGGUAAAAAAAAAAAAAACACCAGAGAGCUAUGGACUAUGGAUCCAUAUUAGUUGACAACCGAUUAUGGUGCUCACUGAAAGUGCCGAAAAGCCAUGAUCUAUGUAUUCAUAUUAAUUGACAAUCCGAUUAUACUACUCACAUCUUGUGAGUUGUGAGACUAUUCUUACAGUCUUACUGCUGUG